Messenger RNA from Rotaria sp. Silwood1, 1416 nucleotides. NCBI's taxonomy places the organism in Eukaryota, Metazoa, Rotifera, Eurotatoria, Philodinida, Philodinidae. The record is from the annotation of a GenBank genome assembly.
AUGCUUGGAGUGAUGAAAUUGCAUCAAGGACAAUACAAAGAAGCAGUUUCAUUUUAUGAAAAAACACUUGAAAUCGAGCGAAAAACUCUUCCGGAAGAUCAUUCUUCAUUGGCUCCUACUUACACUAGCAUCGGUCUUGCGUAUGACAGCAUGGGUAACUACUCGAAAGCACUUGAAUUUUACGACAAAGCACAUAAAAUCUAUGAAAAAUCUCUGCCUCCGAAUCAUCCCUCAUUGGCUACUCCCUACAACAACAUCGGUCUUGCGUAUGACAACACGGGUAACUACUCGAAAGCACUUGAAUUUUACGACAAAGCACUUAAAAUAAAAGAACAAUCUCUGCCUCCGAAUCAUCCCGAUUUGGCUACUACCUACAACAAUAUCGGUGGAGUGUAUGACAGCAUGGGUAACUACUCGAAAGCACUUGAAUUUUACGACAAAUCACUUAAAAUACUCGAAAAAUCUCUGCCUUCGAAUCAUCCCGAUUUGGCUACUUCCUACAACAACAUCGGUUUUGUGUAUAAUAACAUGGGUAACUACUCGAAAGCACUUGAAUUUUACCACAAAUCACUUAAAAUAAGAGAAAAAGCUCUGCCUUCGAACCAUCCCUCAUUGGCUACUUCCUACCACAACAUCGGCCAUGUGUAUAAUAUCAUGGGUAACUACUCGAAAGCACUUGAAUUUUACGACAAAUCACUUAAAAUAAGAGAAAAAGCUCUGCCUCCGAAUCAUCCCGAUUUGGCUACUUCCUACAACAACAUCGGUCUUGUGUAUGACAACAUGGGUAACUACUCGAAAGCACUUGAAUUUUACGAUAAAUCACUUAAAAUAGGAGAAAAAUCUCUGCCUUCGAAUCAUCCCGAUUUCGCUACUUCCUACAACAACAUCGGCCUUGCGUAUAACAACAUGGGUAACUACUCGAAAGCACUUGAAUUUUACGACAAAUCACUUAAAAUAAGAGAAAAAGCUCUGCCUUCGAAUCAUUCCGAUUUCGCUCAAUCCUACAACAACAUCGGUGCAGCGUAUGACAGCAUGGGUAACUACUCGAAAGCACUUGAAUUUUACGACAAAUCACAUAAAAUACUCGAAAAAGCUCUGCCUCCGAAUCAUCCCGAUUUGGCUACUUCCUACAACAACAUCGGUCUUGUGUAUGACAACAUGGGUAACUACUCGAAAGCACUUGAAUUUUACGACAAAUCACAUAAAAUAGGAGAAAAAUCUCUGUCUCCGAAUCAUCCCUCAUUGGCUACUUCCUACAACAACAUCGGCAUGGCUUAUUCCGGACAAGGUGACUACCCAAAAGCACUUUCAUAUUUAGAAAAGGCGCUUGCCAUCCUCAAAGAAUCACUCCCGCCAACACAUCCUAAUAUUAAAGCGGCGAUGAAUAAUAUUGUCAGUGUGAAAAAGAAAAUGUAA